AUGUCUUCUUCGCAAACAACCGCCGCGAAUGGUGUCAAUGGCAAAACACGGUCCGCGCCGGUCAGUACCCGAUUUACUGACAUCCCUUCCGCUAUCGACAUCCCCGUGCAAGGUGAUCAGGAAGAUGAGGCUGUCGAAAUUGACCUUGAGGACCUCGUCGAUGACCCUACCGAACUCUGUACCCUCUUCGAAAACGAACGCGCUGCCAAAACUUACUGGAUGACCGUCGCUCUAGCUUAUGCUAAGCAACACAAGAUCGAUCAUGCCAUCGAGAUGCUCCAGCGAGGCGGCAGCGCCAUUCAAAGCAACAGUUCCAACCCGCGCGAUAAAGUCAGCAUGAUCUGUUGUCUAUGUUGGAUGUAUCUAUGGAAGAGCAGAGAGGCCCCUCGUGUCGCACCUGAGGGCACCUCCGUGUCCGAGGCCAAGACAAAGGAGUAUUAUCUUCAGCUCGCGACAUCCUCCCUUAACGAUGCUGCUCGACUCAACCCAUCGUUUCCUCCUAUCUUUCUCGCCCGUGGUGUUCUCCUCCUCCUGCGAGCCUCUUUGCAGGCACCGUCUAAAACUGCUGGAGGCAUUGGUUCCGAGAAGCACGAGCUCCUUAAGACUGCUGUAAAGUCCUUUGACGAUGCCCUGCGAGUCUCCCAAGGGAAAAACAUGCUUGCACUGAUGGGAAAAGCUCGUGCUUUGUUUUCAAUGCACAAAUACCCCGAGUCGCUCGCAAUCUACCAGGAUGUUCUGCAAAAGAUGCCCGACUUGGUUGAUCCAGAUCCCCGAAUUGGUAUUGGCAGCUGUUUCUGGCAGCUUGGCUUUAAGGACGACGCUAAGAUGGCCUGGGAGAGGUGUAUCGAGAUCAACCCUGAUUCAAAGGUUGCCAACAUUCUGCUCGGCCUUUACUACUUGGAUGCGAGCGGUCACGUACCAGUGAACAGCGACGAAUUCCUGAAGCUCUACAAGAAGGCUAUGACUGAAUACACGCAAAAGUCUUUCAAGCUUGACAAAGACCUCCCCCUUACCUGCUCGACUUUUGCCGGUUACUUCAUGUCUCGAAAAUCAUGGGACAAUGCCGCCAAGCUGGCGCACAAAGCUAUCCAGUAUACAGACGUCAAUGCCAUUGCCAGUGAUGGUUGGUAUAUGCUUGCGAGAAAAGAGCAUUAUGAAGGUGAUACGGAACGUGCGACCGAUUAUUAUCGUCGUGCUGAUGAAGCUCGCGGAGGCACUGAGACAGGCUACCUUCCUGCUAAGUUCGGUGUUGCCCAGCUUUCAGUUUUGAAAAAUGACUUGGGAGAAGCUAAGCUUCGCCUGGAAAAGAUGAUUCAACAAUCCAAGAGUCAUGAGGCCAUGAUUCUCCUGGGCACGCUGUACGCCGAGGAAGUCUUUGCUAACCAGGUCAGCGACAGCAAGGAGGACAAGUCUGCUGAACUCAAGAAAGCCACCACUCUUCUUGAGGGCGUACGAAAUGCUUGGAAGGACCCGAAGAAGACAUUAUCGCCAGAUGCCUCAGUUCUCCUCAACUUGGCACGCCUGUAUGAGACAGAUCAUCCUGAGAAGGCUCUACAAUGUUUGCAACAAGUUGAGCAGCUGGAAUUGGACCAGGUCCCGGCAUCCGAACGACCCGAGGACGUUACUGACGAGGCCGAGAUCAAGGCUACGCUUCGCAAGUCGCUGCCACCUCAAUUAUUAAACAACAUUGGCUGCUUCCACUCACAAGCUGAGAAACAUGAGCUUGCGAGCGACCUGUUCGAGGCCGCGCUGGGCGCUUGCAUGAAGAUUGGCGAGAAGGACCCUGAGAUGGACACAGAUGCCCUGGUAUCCACAAUCAGCUUCAACUUGGCUCGAAGCUAUGAAUCUAGAGGUCUCACUGAUAAGGCUGUAGAGGUGUACGAAAGUCUCUUGGCCCGCCACGACGAUUACACGGAUGCUCGCGCCAGACUUGCUUAUAUCAAACUUAGGAAGAACCCGAACAAGGAAGGACCCGACGCCGUCGCCAAAUUGUACCAGGAGAACAACACCGACUUGGAAGUUCGAGCCUUGUACGGCUGGUAUUUGGGCCGAGUUGGCUCAAGGAAACGCCCGGCCAACCUUGGCGAGGAUAAUGAGUUCCGUCAUUUCAAGCAUACCCUCCAAAACUAUGACAAACACGAUAGACACGCUCUGGUGGGUAUGGGUAACCUGUAUCUCAUGCAGGCACGAGAGAUGCGUCGCGAGUCGGACUCGGAAAAACAAAAACGAAGUGCAACCUACGGUAAAGCCGUUGAGUUUUUUGACAAGGCUCUGUCACUUGAUCCAAAGAACGCCUAUGCUGCGCAGGGUGUGGCCAUUGCUCUUGUUGAGGAUAAGAAGGAUUACAAGUCGGCACUGGGUAUUUUCAACAAGGUCCGAGAAACUAUCAGGGACUCUCACCUUUAUGUUAACCUGGGACACAUAUAUGCUGAGCUCAGACAAUACUCAAAGGCUAUUGAGCACUAUGAGAUUGCGCUUUCCAAAGAUGGCAAGGCCAACGAUGCAACAAUCCUCGCUUGUUUGGGCCGAACAUGGUUAAAUCGUGGCCGCGCCGAACGUGAUAUAGAUGCACACAUCAAGGCACUUGAGUGCGCCCAGAAGGCUCUCGAGGUUGCCCCUGAACAGGUGCAUUAUAAGUUCAACGUGGCCUUUGUGCAAAUCCAGCUUGUUACAAUGGUCCAGGGAUUACCAGAGAACAAGCGGUCGACAGAGCAGCUCGAAAAGGCCGCUGAGGGUCUCGAGGCUGCUAUCACGUCCUUAGAUGAGAUCGCGGCGCAUCCCCAAACCCCUUAUCCUAAGCACGACGUCGAGCAGCGUGCGAAUAUGGCCCGUAACACCUUGCGCAAGCAGCUUGAACGAGCCAUCGGCAAGCAGAAAGAGUGGGAGGAGAAGAAUAAGGAGAAAAUACAGGCGGCCAAAGAACUACGAGAAGCUGAGCUCCGUCGCCGUGAAGAAAGUCGUCAGAAGGCUUUGGAAGCAGAACGGGAGCGACAAGAAAAGAUUAGGAAGGAACGUGAAGAGAUUGCUGCGCAGGAUAAAGCUUUGGCUGAAAAGCGCGCUGAAGAGGAACGGGCUCGCGCUGAGGCUGAAAUGACGACUGAUAGCGAGACGGGAGAGAAGAUUAAACGAAAGCGGAAGACCGCUCCAAGAGCCACAGGAGAAUUGAAGCCCAAGAGAUCGGGAGGAAAGAAGAAGAAGAGUGACCGUCAAGACGACGAGUCUGAGGAAGAAGAAGAACGUACAAAGAAGCGCCGUCGUCUGACAAAGAAGGAAUCAUCCAAGUUCAAGUCGGCCGAGAUUGUUGUUGACAGCGAUGAAGAGAACGACAACGAAGACGAUGAACUCGAGCGUGCCGAGAGAAAUAUCGACCGCGAAGAGACUCCUCUAUCUGAGGCUGAGGAGAAGGCUGUCGAGGAUGACAAGAUGGAGGUUGACGACGGAGCCAACCAGGAAGGCGAAGACGAUGACGAGGAAGAGAUCGCUCCGCGUCAACAGCACAAGCGAGCCCGUCGUGGACGUGUCGUCGAUAGUGAUGAAGAGGACAACGAGGAUGGAGAUGCUCCAGCGCGAGCAUCUGGUGAUGAGUCUCGUCCUGUGGCAGAUACCAGCAUGGCGGAUGCAGACGAAGACGAGUAA
This is a messenger RNA of Fusarium redolens, 3636 nucleotides long. RefSeq lists its product as uncharacterized. Bases 1 to 3636 code for a protein of 1211 amino acids. Gene Ontology annotation, molecular function: RNA polymerase II complex binding. Gene Ontology annotation, cellular component: Cdc73/Paf1 complex. Lineage: Eukaryota; Fungi; Ascomycota; Sordariomycetes; Hypocreales; Nectriaceae. The transcript is spliced from 2 exons. Gene Ontology annotation, biological process: regulation of DNA-templated transcription. The record is from RefSeq and is a predicted model, not a curated record.